AUGGCCGGAAGGGGCAAGACACUCGGAUCUGGGGCAGCGAAGAAGGCCCAAUCAAGGAGUAGCAAGGCGGGGCUCCAGUUUCCCGUGGGUCGUAUUGCCCGUUUUCUCAAGGCUGGAAAGUAUGCAGAACGUGUCGGUGCCGGAGCUCCUGUGUACCUCGCCGCCGUUCUUGAAUACCUUGCUGCAGAGGUGCUGGAAUUGGCUGGAAAUGCAGCAAGGGACAACAAGAAGACUAGGAUAGUUCCAAGGCACAUUCAAUUGGCUGUGAGGAAUGAUGAGGAACUGAGCAAGCUUCUUGGGGAUGUGACAAUUGCAAAUGGUGGUGUGAUGCCAAACAUUCACAACCUUUUGCUGCCGAAGAAGGCUGGUGGUUCAUCAAAGCCAUCUGCAGAUGAAGAUUAG
Molecule: messenger RNA, 402 nt
Organism: Fraxinus pennsylvanica
Lineage: Eukaryota; Viridiplantae; Streptophyta; Magnoliopsida; Lamiales; Oleaceae
Source: the annotation of a GenBank genome assembly